ACUGAGGAGGACUCUAUUUUGCUUAUUCCUUUAUCUUUCAUCGUUGAUCUUCGGUCGCUUGUCAGACGGUGAAGCCCACCCCCCCAGGUCAUGUUCACACCGAUCCAUACCUCGUUGGGCGCCUUACUCCUCUACCAGGGCUCCUCGGGACUCCUCUUGCACAAUGGCGCGGUCUUUGGGAUCUCGUCCCUGCUGGCGGGCAGUCUGCUGCGUCCCAGCGGCGAGAAUGUGCCGGUCCUCGCCGGCCUGGUGUCCAGUCUGGUGCCCGUGGCGCUCUGCAUGCCAUCAUUGAUCCCUUCGUACCCCCCAGCGCCAAACUCGUGGAUCUCGCUGGCGUCGACGCUGGCGAUGGGAUUUCUGCUGGGUUGGGGGACCAAGAACGGUCGAGGCUGUACCUCCGGCCACAUGCUCUGCGGGAUUUCGCGUCUGUCCCCGCGCUCCAUCAUCGCCACCGCCAUCUUCUUCACGACCGCUGUGCUCACGGCCAACUUCCCUCCCGGCCGUCAAUCUCUGCCGGCGUGUGCGGACGGUCGCCCCUGUUAUCUGCCCGUCUAUCCCACCGCAGCGGAGGGCGGAUUCAUGGUGGCCACGACCCUGCUAGCCUUCGCGACGAAUUGGGUUGCCGUGCCCCGCGUCCUCAAACGAUCCGAGAACUCGCGCGCGGUUUUUGCGUACCUCGCCGGGUUGCAGUUCGGCACGGGGCUGUUGUUCACGGGGAUGGCGGACCCGGAGAAGGUGCUGCGGUUCCUCGUCGGCCUCACGGACCCGGCGCGCUUUGAUCCCUCGUUGGCGCUGGUGAUUGUCUUUGGGAUCGUGCCGUCCAUGGUGACUUAUCUGUCAAGCAGGCCGGGACAAGACACCCAAAAGGGAGGGCCGUCCAAGCCGACGCUGGCGGAGACUUGGAGCUUGCCAACUGCCACUGUGGCGGAUAUCGACUGGCGCUUUGUGGCGGGAGCGGUGGUCUUCGGCGUCGCUUGGGGGUUGCGUGGCGUUUGUCCGGGCCCGGCUAUCCUGCGGUCCGUGGUGCAGCCAACUUGGGGACUGGCGGAGAUGGCGGGCUAUAUGCUCGGAAACUUAUUGUAGAGGGAGGUUUUCGUGGAUAAUAUCAAGCCGUGUGUAUAUAAAUAUAUAUGGAUAUAUCAUCCUAACACCCGCAGGAUUGUUCCCCGCAAUAUAUGCUGAGUAGCGGAAAAUGACGGUUCAGAG
This is a messenger RNA of Aspergillus fijiensis CBS 313.89, 1206 nucleotides long. Its product is annotated as YeeE/YedE family protein. The record is from RefSeq and is a predicted model, not a curated record. Gene Ontology annotation, cellular component: plasma membrane. Bases 91 to 1083 code for a protein of 330 amino acids. NCBI's taxonomy places the organism in Eukaryota, Fungi, Ascomycota, Eurotiomycetes, Eurotiales, Aspergillaceae. The transcript has 2 exons.